GUGUGCCCCGUGCAGCUUUACGCUGAGCACAAGGCAUACAGAUGUAAAUUUAAUCCAGGCAACGGCCAGAGCUGUCAAGUGAAUAUGAGGUUGCCCUUUUGCUAACAUGCAGUAGUAUUCAGUAGAAUAUUCAGCAGACGGGGCAACUAUCAAGGCGGACUCAGAAGGGGAGAUGAAUACCUCCCGGAACUGUGUUUAUUCUCUUCAUCUCUUUGUGUGGAUCUAUGCGUUUCCACUGUUAAAGCUUGGCAGCAAAAGGUUUUAUCUCUAGCACUGAGCUCAGCUUUAAAAGGAAAUUGCAAUACUCUAAAUCUGCCUAUCAGCCUCUGAUGAGCCUCUGAUUAAAGCCAAAGGAGGACACCCGGAUGAAUCAAGGAAGAACUUGCAGAGUGAAAUUCACAUGAGCGCUUUUCUUUUUUUUUUUUUUUUUUUUUUUUUUUGGGACUGUGGUUUUUAGAUUUAGAUUUUUCUUUUAUUUAUAGCUUUGUACUGGACCUGCGUUUUAUGUAUCUGAAGUCUGCAGUGAUUGCACAUUUGUUUCUCACACCAGCUGAGACAGAGAUGCUGUAAUGUUGUGCUUGGAUUUGGACUUCCUUUGAGAGGAUUUUGUUUUCACCUGAUCAGCAGUCCUUCACUGUUUGAAUACAUUCUGAUCUGCCCUCCCACCCUUCUGCCCCUUUUUUCUGAACAUUGUCAGCUGGUUAGUCACUUUAGUAACUGGGUAGUGAUUUCUAACGGAGGAACAGUGUGUGAGACUGGAUUUGGAGUAGUUGCCUCCUACAGACUGAACUGCCUCAUGCUCAUUAGAGGAUCCUCAGACUUCGCACCUCUGGGAGUUUGUCUUAACUGAUUUAACCAGAGGAAAGUUUAAGUAUCUGCAUUUGGGACGGCCGGCCAAAAGCCAGGAUGCAGGUGUCAUUAGUGUGCACUGACCACCGUGGGGGGGUGAGCCGCGCCACAGAGGACCGGCUAAACCGACAGAAUGCCAACAGCCCCAACACAGGCACCCGCAGCAAGUUCAGAGCAGUGGCGAUGGUGGCUCGCAGUCUUGGACAACUCUCUGUUCAGAGUGUGCCUUCCUCCAGCGAGCAAAGCAUGAGGACUGGCAUGAAGUAUAGAAACCUUGGGAAGUCGGGCCUGCGGGUCUCCUGCCUUGGAUUAGGAACAUGGGUGACGUUCGGUGGACAGAUAACUGAUGAGAUGGCAGAACAGCUGAUGACUCUGGCCUAUGAAAAUGGCAUUAAUCUGUUUGACACAGCAGAGGUCUACGCUGCUGGCAAGGCAGAGGUGGUGCUCGGAAACAUCAUAAAGAAGAAAGGAUGGAGACGUUCAAGCCUGGUGAUAACAACAAAGAUCUUCUGGGGUGGAAAAGCGGAGACUGAAAGAGGUUUAUCCCGAAAACACAUUAUAGAAGGUUUAAAAGCCUCUCUAGAAAGACUGCAGUUAGACUAUGUGGAUGUGGUUUUUGCGAACAGACCAGACCCUAAUACACCUAUGGAAGAAACGGUUCGAGCAAUGACCCAUGUGAUAAACCAAGGCAUGGCCAUGUACUGGGGAACAUCCCGCUGGAGCCCGAUGGAAAUAAUGGAAGCAUACUCUGUGGCACGACAAUUCAACCAGAUUCCUCCCAUCUGCGAGCAGGCUGAGUACCACAUGUUCCAGAGAGAGAAGGUGGAGGUGCAGCUACCGGAGCUCUUCCAUAAGAUAGGUGUAGGGGCCAUGACGUGGUCACCACUGGCAUGUGGGAUCAUCUCAGGGAAAUACGACGGCAGGGUUCCUCCAUACUCCCGGGCCUCUCUGAAGGGUUACCAGUGGUUGAAGGACAAGAUCUUGAGCGAGGAGGGCCGGCGUCAGCAGGCGAAGUUGAAAGAGCUGCAGGCAAUCGCGGAGCGGCUGGGCUGCACACUGCCCCAACUCGCCAUCGCGUGGUGCCUACGGAACGAGGGGGUGAGCUCUGUCCUUUUAGGGGCGUCCAACACCGACCAGCUGAUGGAGAACAUAGGAGCGAUACAGGUUCUUCCAAAGUUGUCAUCAUCCAUCACACACGAGGUGGACAGCAUCCUGGGGAACAAGCCGUACAGCAAAAAGGACUACCGCUCCUAACGCGCAGCACGGCCCUGCCCGGCAGGGCUGCACCCGGGCUGCAGCCGCAGAGCCCCACCUUUGCCUGAUCCUCUGUUUGCUUGAGCUUUUACUAAGUGAGACCCUGGCGCAUGAGUCUGGCCACACCAAGGCCACCCAGGGCACCUCAUUUAGAGUUACGGGGAUAAGAUAAGGAAAGGGGGGGAAAAAAAUACAGUCACCUCCACAGGAAAGGAAGGGAAGAAAGACAAAAGUGGAAGAGAGGUUAGGGAUAUGCGCUCAUACUUAAAUCAGUUAUACAUUCAAUUCAGCUGAACGUAUUUUAAAAACGUAUAAAAAAAAAAAAAACCUUUUAAAAAAAA
Molecule: messenger RNA, 2444 nt
Organism: Sander lucioperca (pikeperch)
Lineage: Eukaryota; Metazoa; Chordata; Actinopteri; Perciformes; Percidae
Gene: kcnab2a
Product: potassium voltage-gated channel, shaker-related subfamily, beta member 2 a
Exons: 14
Coding region: 907-2103 (398 amino acids)
Biological process (GO): transmembrane transport; potassium ion transport; regulation of action potential
Cellular component (GO): cytoplasm; extrinsic component of cytoplasmic side of plasma membrane; voltage-gated potassium channel complex
Molecular function (GO): voltage-gated potassium channel activity; transmembrane transporter binding; potassium channel regulator activity
Source: RefSeq, a predicted model, not a curated record